Messenger RNA from Malurus melanocephalus (red-backed fairy wren), 3843 nucleotides. RefSeq names its product synapse defective Rho GTPase homolog 2 (gene SYDE2). NCBI's taxonomy places the organism in Eukaryota, Metazoa, Chordata, Aves, Passeriformes, Maluridae. Bases 30 to 2972 code for a protein of 980 amino acids. Gene Ontology annotation, biological process: signal transduction. The record is from RefSeq and is a predicted model, not a curated record. The transcript is spliced from 7 exons.
GCGGCGCGGAGGCAGCGCCAGCGCCAGGCAUGGCCGACCCGCUCCGCAGGACGCUCUCCAAGUUGCGGGGCAGAAGGUCCCAGCGAGGCGCGGCGGCGGGCGCCGGGCACCGCCACGGCGGGGUCUGCGCUCCGCAGGAUUUCAUAGAAAAUGUUUACAUAGCUUCGAGAAGCAGGAAGGAGCCCCCAUGCCCCCAGGCCAGCGAGGUGCCCGAGCACAGGCCGCAGGUGAACAGCAUAACCGUUUCCAAGAAACGCAGCUGGCUGCAGCAGAGCACCCACCGACGCCCUCCUCCUCCUCUGGAAGAAGAAGAUGCCUGUAAGGAAGUGCCCGGGGCUGUCACCCCGGUACCCAGGUCUCCCAUCCCGCUGCCCGAGCCCGCCGUGCCCUGGGCUCCCUCCACAGCGGCGGCGGYGCGGAGCUGUGCCCUGCCGAGCCCYGCCGCGCUCAGGGGCCUGGACUGCGGCGAGGAUGGCGACGCCGAUGAUGAAGGAGAAAUAUGGUACAACCCGAUCCCUGAAGAUGAUGAGCCCGACCUUCCCGGGGUCCCCCCUUCUGCUGUGAAUAGCCUUGUUGCUGUGGGCUCCCCCUCAGUUCGGUACAAAGCCCACCAUGGGGGUGACUCUGGGAUGGCCCCAAAUCCCCAGGAGGGCCCCACACGCUCCAUGGACAGCGCGGGGAGCGGCUGGAUGGCGCAGGCCGGUGAGGGGAGCCCGGCGGAUGCCRCACAUCCCGGGGAGCACACGCAGCAGCACCGGCAGAAGUUUGCCUGCAAGGUUCCCGGUGUGCCAGCAGCAGAGGACAAUCCUGCCUUUAAGUGCCCUUCCACAGGGUUUGGAGCUACUCUUGCCCACAAGCCUGAUAUACCCUCCACAGAGGUUUCUCCUCCUAGUCCCAGUCCUCUGAAAAAAAGUGGAUCAAUCAACUGGCCUUUCCCUGAUAAAAUAAAAUCUCCCAGGACUGUGAGGAAGCUUUCCAUGAAAAUGAAAAAGCUGCCAGAGCUGAGCAGGAAGCUAAGUGUGAAAGGAACUUCAAGCCAUAGUAGUUCAGAUAAUCCUCCUUCUCUGCUGAAAGGUAGCUGCCGGGAUACAAGCCAUACAGUAUCUUUGCCUUCUUCGGGAAACUCRACCACAGCUGCCAGCAGGAAUGUGAUAAGUCGUUACCAUCUUGAUAGCAGUGUGUCCUCACAACACACCUACAAAAAAAAGAGCUUAAGGAGCUCCAAAUCCUUUAACAAAGGUGGUUACCUCAGUGAUGGUGACUCUCCUGAACUCAUAACAAAAUCAGGUAAACACAGRCAUGAAGCCAAGUGUGGGAAAGGAAAGGAGAGUCUUCCAAGUAACAGUGGUAAACCYGAAAUAGAUAUUGAUGCCUUCAGACACUACAACUUUUCUGAUCAACCCAAGUGCUCUCAGUACAUCUCUGGACUCAUGAGCAUUCACUUUUAUGGUGCUGAAGACUUAAAGCCACCACGAAUAGACUCAAAAGAUGUCUUUUGUGCAAUACAGGUUGACUCAGUAAACAAAGCAAGGACUGCCCUGCUUACAUGUAGGACAACRUUUCUAGACAUGGACCACACAUUCAACAUAGAAAUCGAAAAUGCUCAGCACUUAAAGCUGGUGGUGUUCAGCUGGGAACCCACCCCACGGAAAAACCGAGUGUGUUGUCAUGGAACUGUGGCUCUCCCCACUCUCUUUCGGGUCACCAAAACGCAUCAGCUGGCUGUCAAACUGGAGCCAAGGGGGCUUAUUUACGUCAAGCUGUCACUCAUGGAGCAGUGGGAGAACUCUCUCGAUGGCCUUGACACAGASCGGGAGCCUGUGAUGUUUGGGGUAGAUGCUCGAAAAGUUGUGGAGAAGGAAAAUGCAGGCUUGAUGGUGCCACUUUUGUUGCAGAAAUGCAUUCUGGAGAUUGAGAAGAGAGGCUGUCAGGUGGUGGGUCUGUACCGGCUCUGUGGCUCGGCAGCGGUGAAGAAAGAGCUKCGGGAGGCGUUUGAGAGGGACAGCAAGGCUGUUACCCUCUGUGAAAGCCAGUACCCAGAUAUUAAUGUCAUAACAGGUGUCCUAAAGGAUUAUCUGCGAGAGCUGCCCUCUCCCCUGAUAACCAAGCAGCUCUACGAAGCAGUGUUGGAUGCCAUGGUGAAAAAUCCCUUGAAAAUGACAGCAAACGGUUGUGAGAAUGACCCGAGUGACUCUGAGCACACAGCAGCCCUUCUGGAUUGCCUGCCAGAUGUUGAGAAGGCUACCCUGAAGAUGCUGUUGGAUCACCUGAAACUGGUGGCUUCYUACCACGAAGUAAAUAAGAUGACGUGCCAGAAUUUAGCUGUGUGCUUUGGCCCUGUGUUACUGAGCCAGAGGCAGGAGACCAACCAUAACAACAGAGUCUUCACAGACUCAGAGGAGCUUGCUAGUGCCUUGGACUUCAAAAAGCACAUAGAGGUUCUUCACUAUUUACUUCAGUUAUGGCCAGUUCAUCACUUGCCUGCCAAAGAACCAGCACAUGUGAAUGCAUUUCCUGAGCACUCAUCCUGCCUGAAUUACCUGCGGCCCAAGAGGCAGAGACCGCAGCUGCUGAAUCUGAGCGGUACCGAGAUGUCGGGCGUGCUCAGACCACGGCCAGCAGGGCUGGACAGCCCGUCGAGCAACCGCUAUGCUGGGGACUGGAGCAGCUGUGGGGAGAGCUACUUCCURAACCCCAGAGACUGCCUGAGCGAGGCUGACUACGAUGACGUCCCUUCGGAGGACACGGAGAGCGGYGAUGACAGCAGCAAAGCCGAGGAGCCGGAUGCCCCCAGCAGACGCCCACAGCCCGUCCCUGGAGAGCACCCCUUUGGGAGCUACCUGACAGUGCAAGCUAUAGACUCUGCAGUGGAUCACAGAGCACACCUCAAGGACCUGCAGGAAAGUAUUGAUACUCUCAUAGGAAACCUGGAAAGGGAACUCAAUAAAAACAAACUAAAUAUGAGUUAUUAAAUCCUGUCCUGCAUGAUGUCUCCUCCUUGUGCCUCCAUGCCCCUUGAUGGGCUUCCCUAGCUGUGUGAGGACUGAUGGUGCCCUGUAACACCUUGUGGUAAGGCCGCAGCCCACCUCGGGUGAGCACAUUUUAAGCCAUUCCRUAAUGUUUCUGCCUUUUUGUUAGGAGGCUUUGUCCUGAUUUUUCUGUUGGAGACAAGCUUUGACUGUGAUGUGAUUCCACAUAGCGGCAUUUCUCCCUAAAAACACUAUGCACUUAGGUGGCCUGGGCAAUACCUGGUGGAAAAUAAAGCAACAUCUCUGCUGUCAGUGGCAGCAGAACUCCUCAAUCCUGAAAUCCUGGCUCCGGUACAGAUGUUCCUCUCAGAAGAGGAUGAGUGCUGCUUGGCCUGAGUUUUGCAGCAGGAACUUCAGAUAGACUUGUUUUACUAUAUAUGCAAUGGCUGCUAUGAAAAAUGCUUUAUAUAAUAUUUAUAUAUAAAGUUUUAAUUGUACAAAUAUUAACGUAUUACUGUAUUAACACUUUUCAGUAAUUAUUUAAACAAGCAAAAAUAAAUAUUUUUCUAACCUUGUUUGUAUAUAUCUAUGUAUAAAUGUGCAUGUGUCUGUAGCCAUCUUUGGAAAGGAAAGGUCUCAGAAUUAUGAAAUGUUCCCAUUUCUAGGAAGACAUGUUCAGUGAUGCCAGGACGAGGUUACCCUUUGGGUAACACAGCGUUUGAUUUAUGCACAGAAAUAUGGCCAGGGAGAAGGUAGGGUGAAUGAUUAACGGAAAUGACCUUGUGUAUUGCAGGAACAGUUUGCAGGUGUUGACUAUUAACUCUCUCUCUCACACACACACACACACACACACACACAACGCUUUCUGUGUUUG